UUCACGGUCCACCAACGCAACCGCAAUCCCCCAAUGAACCGUGAAGAGGGCAAGAUGCCGCCGGCCAGCCGCCGCCGCGGCACCCGUUCGCUAGUGGCCAGUCCGCUGGACGACGACGACCUCCUCUGCGAGAUCCUCGUCCGCCUCUCCCCGCAGCCGUCGUCCCUCCCCCGCGCCUCCGCCGUCUGCAAGCGCUGGCGACGCCUUGUCUCCGACGCCGGCUUCUUCCGCCGCUUCCGCCUCCACCACUGCCGCAACCCGCCACUGCUCGGUUUCUUCGAAGGAUCUAAAGGUCUGACCUUCGUGCCCACACUGGAGGCCCCCAACCAUGUCCACCCCGGACGCUUCUCGCUGCCGUCCGGCGUGGGCGAGUGCUUCAAGUGCCUUGGGUGCCGCCACGGUCUCGUGCUCAUCUCCCUUGGGAACCGCCUCCAGGCCCUGGUGUGGGACCCCGUCACCGGCGACCAGCACCGCUUCACCAUUCCCCCGGGAGUUGCCACAUAUGGAGAUAGUACCCUGAUCAACGGGGCGGUGCUUCGUGCUGCCGGACACUUCCAGUUCCAGGUGGUCGUGGUAGUCGCAGAUGGUGACAACCAGCAUAGACGUGCGCUCGCCUGCGUUUACUCGUCGCAGACCGGCUUGUGGGGGGAUCUUAUCUCCACGCCGCUGCCAUACAAGGCUACUGGGUGCAUUUUCCCCACCUUCGUCAAUACGAAUGAUGCUGUGCUGGCUGGAGAUUCUCUCUACUGGGUGCUUGCGGGCAAUUCGGAUAGGAUUCUCGAAUUUGAUUUGGUGAAACAGAGCCUAGCUGUGAUACAGGUGCCAGUGGAUAUGCAUGGGCAGGACAACUGCUUCACGGUUAUGCGGGCUGAGGGUGGCGGGCUGGGUGUCUUCUUCCUGUCAGGCUCAGACUCCAGCUGCACUGCCCAGUUAUGGGAAAGGAAGACUGAUUGUGGUGGUGUUGCUUCAUGGUUGCUCGCAAGAACUAUUGAACUGGACAAGCUACUUUCCCUGAAAUCACAGGAGAAAGGGGCCAUGUACGUGCUAGGGUUUGCUGAGGAAAAUAGCGCGGUGUUCAUGUGGACGUUUGUCGGUCUCGUCAUGAUUCAUCUUGAGUCACUGAAGUUCAAUAAGGUUUUCGAAACCAAACCCUUGACCUUUUCUCAGUGUCAUCCAUUCGAAAGUGUCUAUGAUGCAGAAAUAUGCGCCACCACGGAGCUGACCUUGUGCGCAGUACUUAAGAUGACUGUCCGGUGGGAUAUGCUAUUUGAUCUACUGGUUGAGCAGGUGGAUUCUAGGAGUUCUGGUGGCUGAGAUAAACAAAUUGGUUGGACUAGGCCAAAGUGGAUUGAGGGGUGCCUCAACCAGAACGAAAGCUGUGCUGGUAGCAUAUACGGAGUAUGACGUUUACCUUCUUACUAAUAUCAGUUUGUUUGUUUGCUUGAGUGAAAACCUUCGUUUUACGCUUUGGUAGUAUUAAAGCUUCCGUGGAUGUAUCUGAGAAAUAAGUCUUCAGUUUAAGAGAUUCACCACCUGUCUCAACAGUUGUGGAGAUGAUUCCUCGCGUAUAUCAUUAUGCUUUUUUGUAA
Molecule: messenger RNA, 1589 nt
Organism: Lolium perenne
Lineage: Eukaryota; Viridiplantae; Streptophyta; Magnoliopsida; Poales; Poaceae
Product: putative F-box protein At3g16210
Molecular function (GO): protein binding
Source: RefSeq, a predicted model, not a curated record